GUGUGGGACAUUUUAGAGUGCCGUGAACUAUGAAGAUGUACAUGUGAAUUUCACUCGGGAAGAGUGGGCUUUGUUGGAUCCUUCCCAGAAGAGUCUCUACAGAGAGGUGAUGCUGGAGACCUACAGAAACCUCACUGCUGUAGGCUACAAUUGGGAAGACCAUAAUAUUGAAGAACAUUGUCAAAGUUCUAGAAGACAUGGAAGACAUAAAAGAACACAUACUAGAGGGAAACCCUACAAAUGUAAUCACUGUGGUAAAGCCUUUGCACAUCCCAGUAGUCUCCAAAGGCAUGACAAAAUUCAUACUGGAGAGAAACCUUACAAAUGUACUCAAUGCGAUAAAGCAUUUUUACACCACCAUAGUCUCCAAAUACAUGAAAGAACACACACUGGAGAGAAACCCUAUGAAUGUAACCAAUGUGGAAAAGCCUUUGCAUGUCACACUACUCUCCAAAUACAUAAAAGAACACAUACUGGAGAGAAACCAUAUGAAUGUAACCAAUGUGAGAAAGCCUUUUCACAAUACAGUCAUCUCCAAAGACAUAAAAGAACACAUACUGGAGAGAAACCGUAUGAAUGUAAGCAAUGUGGGAAAGCCUUUGCACGUGACAGUCAUCUUCAAAGGCAUGAAAGAAUUCACAAUGGAGAGAAACCCUAUGAUGGUAUUCAACAUGGUGAAGCCUUUGCAUGUCACAGUCAUCUCCAAAUACAUAAAAGAACACUUACUGAAGAGAAACCCCAUGAAUGUAAGCAAUGUGGUAAAGCCUUUGCGUAUAAUGCUCUUCUUCAAAUACAUAAAAGAACACAUACUGGAGAGAAACCCUAUGGAUGUAAUCAGUGUGGUAAAGCCUUUUCAAAACUCGGUACUCUAAAAGUACAUAAAAGAAUACAUACUGGAGAGAAACCCUACGAGUGUAACGACUGUGGUAAAGCCUUUGCCUAUAAGUAUCUUCUUCAAAUACAUGAAAGAACACACACUGGAGAGAAACCCUACAAUUGUAAUCACUGUGGUAAAGUCUUUGCACAUCACAGUGAUCUUAGAAGGCAUGACAAAAUUCAUACUGGAGAGAAACCUUAAAAAUGUAAUCAGUGCAACAAAGCCUUUUUAGAACACUAUAGUCUCCAAAGACAUGAAAGAACACACCCUGGAGAGAAACCCUACGGAUGUAAGCAAUGUGGGAAAGCCUUUCCACAAUAUAGUCAUCUUCAAAGACAUGAAAGUAUUCACACUG
Acomys russatus (golden spiny mouse) is the source of this 1232-nucleotide messenger RNA. Its product is annotated as zinc finger protein 431-like. Gene Ontology annotation, molecular function: RNA polymerase II cis-regulatory region sequence-specific DNA binding; DNA-binding transcription factor activity, RNA polymerase II-specific. The record is from RefSeq and is a predicted model, not a curated record. Lineage: Eukaryota; Metazoa; Chordata; Mammalia; Rodentia; Muridae. The coding region runs from base 110 to 1078 and encodes 322 amino acids. Gene Ontology annotation, biological process: regulation of transcription by RNA polymerase II. The transcript is spliced from 3 exons.